Aspergillus sclerotioniger CBS 115572 is the source of this 874-nucleotide messenger RNA. RefSeq lists its product as uncharacterized. Bases 483 to 797 code for a protein of 104 amino acids. Lineage: Eukaryota; Fungi; Ascomycota; Eurotiomycetes; Eurotiales; Aspergillaceae. The record is from RefSeq and is a predicted model, not a curated record. The transcript is spliced from 3 exons.
CUUUGGCAUAUGAGUUCCCCUUGUGAAGCACAACCAGGGAUCGACGACCUUGGCGGAGGAUGAGACAUUUACGCCCGAUAGAUCUACAUCUCGGCCGUCGUUGAGAUGACGGAAUCUGAGACCUGAUCUAUCAGAAAACCUGCACGACCGUUACAUUGGUAGAGAAUGUGGUGUGACGUCUCAUCCAUUCAUUGGGAUCAUCGUUGUUGGUCUUGGAGAACUCAAAAAUGACAUCGUUGUUGGGUAUCUUCUGAUCGGAUUGAGCAAUGUUAAUUAAAUGCGGAGUAUUUUCGGAGACACCAAGGCGUGGCAGUAGACCAUUGAAGUUGUGAUGGCCAUGAGGAAGGUUGAAAGAGCUCCGGAGAAGGAUGAUAUAUGAGGUGUCUGGGCAUCUCACAAGAUGUAUCAUAUUUAAGAAGGUGCCAUCCUGUCGUCAAUCACUUAGCUACCCUCCACUCAGCAGAUUAGAUACAUCAGCCACCAUGAAACAAUUCGCAGCUCUUAUCAUCGCAGCCUUUGCUACUGGCACUCUGGCCGACCUCCACUACACAGGUCUUUGCUAUGACUCCCCCGGCAGUGGCGUAAAAGUCUUCAACAAGGCCGCCACCGAAAAAGCCUGCACAUACUACAAGAACCGCAACACGGGGAGCAAACAAUGGGACCAAUGCCCCGACUGCACACUGCUGAAUGACCAGAGCCUUCUGUAUUAUUGCAAGUCCGAGGGUCAACAUAUCGGAGGCGACGAACUCAAUUAUUACUGUGGUCUGGCUGGCGCAGACGGCAGCCUGGCCUGGUGAUGUGGCGAUAGCUUUAGGUUUUAGAUGAUAAGGAAGCACACAGGGAUAACAAUCCAUCUGACCAAGAAUUAUGCAAC